This is a messenger RNA of Misgurnus anguillicaudatus (oriental weatherfish), 2967 nucleotides long. The record is from RefSeq and is a predicted model, not a curated record. NCBI's taxonomy places the organism in Eukaryota, Metazoa, Chordata, Actinopteri, Cypriniformes, Cobitidae.
AAAACCAAGCAGUAAACACAUCACACGAGUUAUCCCAGAAGGUAUCAUAAAACAACAUCAAAGAAAUCAGUGAAGACAUGUAAUAACAGCUGGGAUGGACGAAACAAAAUCCAUUCGUACACUUUCAUUGCCAGUCCUAGAUUGGCUUGACUGUACUUUUACUGGAUGUACUCGACUGUCUCUUUAUACGGUCAGAACAGUUUUCUCUGAAAGUUGUCCUGUCGUGGGUGGUUAUUGCAUGCUGAAAUGUGUGAUAAACAUGCAGAAACCGAGACUCAUCAGACCAGGCAACAUUUUCCCAGUCUUCAACUGUCCAAUUUUGUUACAACACAAUAAUGCAGUGCUGGGAGGAGCUGUCCAACGCUGUGGUGCUGAAACGCAGUUACAACACACAUGACUCUGGGUGGCUGUCUCGCGCCGCACAUUUAUCAGCUCUUACAUAGAUUAACAUAAUUUAUUAGAAGGAAAUGCAAUAGUUUGCGUCAUCUGAAGUCCUUGCAGGAUUUGGCGUCACCUUUUUACAAUCACAGAAGUUAUCAGCCGUGAGACACAGCUGAGGCUGUAAUGAACCAUAGCUGUCGAUGAAUAGCCGUGAAGCAUUGUGAGAAGCGAUUAUGUGAAAGAAUGCGAAAGGGGUGGAGUUCUGCUCUUUUACUUUCCAAAUCUGUCCAGUACAGGAGAGACCGUUGUCUGGAGAGCCACACACUUCUACCCUUCUUUGAGUUUGUGAUAUACAACGAAUUGUCAAAUCAAAUUCCUCCUCCAGUUAUCUGUUUUUUUUCUCGUAAUAUUACUGAUUUGUAUUUUAGAGCGCAGAUCUGCGGUAUCCAGCGAUCCUCGAGUCUGUCACCCCGCUGCGGUCCUCGCGCGCACUCGCGCCUAUAGCUAAAGCCGUGAUUUUUCAAAAGCACUACCAGGACUGCCAAACUGUUUGAGGUGGACAGCUUCUUCUCGUCCCGUGCAAACAUGGAAGGGGACGUUAUGGAUAAACUGGAGGACAUGGCCUCAGUGUGCGAGUUCGACCCUAUCACGGGGAGUAUCCCAGCCACCAAAGUGGAGAUCACCGUUUCAUGCAGAAACCUGUUAGAUCGAGACACAUUCUCCAAAUCCGAUCCUUUGUGUAUCCUUUACACUCAGGGAGUGGAGUCGAAGCAAUGGCGCGAGUUUGGGAGAACUGAAGUCAUCGACAACACUUUGAACCCAGAUUUUGUGAGAAAGUACAUCCUGGACUAUUUCUUUGAGGAGAAGCAGACUCUUCGCUUUGACAUAUUUGAUAUUGACUCUAAAAGUCCAGAUCUGGCCAAACAUCCCUCCGAAUCCAACGACUUCCUGGGUCAGACUUUCUGCACUCUGGGUGAAAUAGUGGGUUCGCCAGGCAGUCGUCUGGAAAAGCCUUUGGGUGGUAUACCUGGGAAGAACUGUGGUAAAAUUAUUCUCACUGCGGAGGAACUAGGAAACUGUAGGGACUGUGCCACAAUGCAAUUCUGUGCACAUAAACUGGAUAAGAAAGACUUCUUUGGACGUUCUGAUCCGUUCAUGGUUUUCUACAGAAGUAAUGAAGAUGGAACGUUCACUAUCUGCCAUAAAACAGAGGUAGUAAAAAAUACGCUGAAUCCUGUGUGGCAACCAAUCACCAUUCCUGUCAGAGCACUGUGCAAUGGAGACUAUGAACGGUCGAUUAAAGUGGAGGUAUAUGACUGGGACAGAGAUGGCAGUCAUGAUUUCAUCGGCGAGUUCACUACCAGCUACAGAGAGCUUUCACGCGGUCAGAGUCAGUUCAAUGUAUAUGAGGUGGUGAACUCAAAAAAGAAACUAAAAAAGAGGAGAUACAUCAACUCGGGGACUGUGACAUUGCUUUCGUUCAGUGUGGAGGCUGAACACACAUUCCUGGACUACAUUAAAGCAGGCACACAGAUCCAUUUCACAGUGGCCAUUGAUUUCACUGCUUCUAAUGGGAACCCUUCACAGUCCACCUCUCUGCACUACAUGAACCCCUAUCAGAUGAACGCGUACGCCAUGGCGUUGAAGGCCGUUGGCGAGAUCAUUCAGGACUAUGAUAGCGAUAAGAUGUUUCCCGCAUUGGGCUUCGGAGCCAAACUUCCUCCUGAUGGCAGAGUUUCCCAUGAAUUUCCCCUGAAUGGCAAUGUAGAUAAUCCGUACUGCAAUGGGAUGGAGGGCAUCCUUGAGGCUUAUCACCAGAGUCUGAAGACCGUCCAGCUAUACGGACCCACCAAUUUUGCUCCUGUUAUCAACCAUGUAGCAAGGUAUGCCGCUGCUGUACAGGAUGGCUCUCAAUACUUUGUGCUCCUCAUCAUCACAGACGGUGUGAUAUCAGACAUGGCUCAUACCAAAGAAGCCAUUGUCAAUGCGGCUAUGCUACCCAUGUCCAUCAUUAUUGUUGGAGUUGGCCAGGCAGAGUUUGAUGCCAUGGUCGAAUUGGAUGGCGAUGACGUAAGAGUAUCGUCCAGGGGAAAGCUGGCGGAAAGGGACAUAGUACAGUUUGUACCAUUCAGAGACUACAUGGACCGGACGGGUAACCAUGUUUUGAGCAUGGCACGACUCGCCAAGGACGUCCUGGCUGAGAUCCCGGAUCAGUUAAUCUUAUACAUGAAAUCAAGGGGCAUCAAACCCAACCAGACACCACCGGACUACAGCCCACCUGUCCUUAGCCCAUCACCCACCAUAUGAGUUUAUCCUGUCUGCUCCAGACUGCAAAAUACAGGGAAAAACUGCUUAUGGUACCUUGAAUUUGGAUCUUUUACAAAGACAACACAACUAAUUUGGUACGAGUUUACCGGCUGAAGAGCGGAUGGUUUAAAUUCACAGUUUUUUUGGAAUUUGCACACUGAAGAAAUGAAAAACUUUAUAUAUCAGUGUUCUGGCAUUUUGACAGAGAAAUAUGAUGUCAAUGGGUGUUUUUCUCAAAAUUUGCCAACAUUAUAAAGAGAUUUAUACUUGUUAAUUUUA